Vicia faba (fava bean) is the source of this 1356-nucleotide messenger RNA. Lineage: Eukaryota; Viridiplantae; Streptophyta; Magnoliopsida; Fabales; Fabaceae. The record is from the annotation of a GenBank genome assembly.
AUGAGUUCAUGUUCAGGAGACAAGCAAAACAUGCAUGAACAAACUGGUUGCUUUGAUCCCAACACAAUGGAUGAAGGUAUUCAAAAUUCUCUUAAAGAUAAUAACUUUUCUCAAACUCACCCAAAUCAAAUGGUUGAAGGUAAUCAUAAUCAUUCUGAGGAGGAUUUCUCUUAUCAUAAUCAUAAUCCACAGCACCUUGAUAACCAUUUGGGGCAAGAGGUAUAUCAGAACAACUCAACUUGGGACCCUAAUGUUCAUGAGUUACAAGGUAUGGAUUAUGCUAAUCACCAACAACAACACCAACUACAUGAACAACAGUUUCAACAAAUUGUUGAGCCGCAAAACCAUAACCAAACCUACAAUCCGUCGAACAUACUCGACCCUCAUUACACUUCACCUGAUCUUUUAAACCUUCUUCAUUUGCCUAGAUGCUCAGCAUCAUCUUUCCUCACAAACCCGAAUCAAAAACCGCCAAAUUUUCAUAACUCAAUGAGUUUUCUUGGAGAUCUUCCGAUGGGUUCAUCGGACAAUACAAGUGGACCAUCAGUUUUGUAUGAUCCUCUAUUUCCUUUGAACCUUCCUCCACAGCCACCGGCCCUCAGAGAGUUGUUUCAAUCUCUGCCUCGCGGCUAUAGUAUGCCGACUAGCUCGAGGAACGGUUCUCUUUUCGGUGGAGGCGAUGAGAUGGAAGGAGAUGGAGACAUGGGAGUGCUGGAAUUCAAUAGGGUUGCUGCUAAUGUUAGCAAAGGAAGAGGAGGAAAAGCUACAAAACAUUUUGCAACAGAGAAACAAAGAAGAGAGCAAUUGAAUGGAAAGUACAAAAUCUUGAGGGGUCUCAUCCCAAAUCCCACCAAGGUUGAUAGAGCAUCAGUGGUUGGAGAUGCUAUUGAGUACAUAAGAGAGCUGAUUAGAACAGUGAAUGAGCUGAAACUAUUGGUGGAGAAGAAAAGACAUGGGAAGGAAAUGUGUAAGACACUUAAAGCUGAAGAUGCGGCUGCAGAAAGCUGUAACAUAAAGCCUUUUGGUGAUCCAAAUGGAAGCAUAAGGACUUCAUGGCUGCAGAGGAAAUCUAAAGACAGUGAGGUUGAUGUCCGGAUUGUCGACGACGAUGUUACAAUCAAACUGUUUCAGAGGAAGAAAGUUAAUUGUUUACUGUAUGUCUCCAAGGUUCUGGAUGAACUUCAGCUGGAGCUUCGCCAUGUUGCAGGUGGACAUGUCGGUGAAUAUUGCAGUUUCUUGUUCAACAGCAAGGUAAGUGAAGGUUCAUCAGUUUAUGCAAGUGCUAUAGCCAACAAGGUGAUUGAUGUUCUGGACACCCAAUAUGCUGCAGGAGUUCCAUAUCCAAGUAGACUGUAG